GCAGAUGGACGAGCCCAUUAUGAGGGCACCAACAGGUGGUUAUUACUCAUGCCGAAUAAAUUCGGCGACCCAAUCAAAGGUCUCCCCAGCUGGCAAGGUGCCUUUAAGUUCGCGACUCUCAUGCCUACGAGGUGAUUUUCGUGCCGGCCCUCGGGCGAAAUAAAAAAGCCCCGCCGCUAGACUCUUCGGCGGAUAUAAAAGCGGUUCCCGAGCGGCAUUAGCGUUCAAUAGCCAAAGUGCCAGUGAGCGAGCAGUAAGCGCGGCGAAAGCGAUACCCGAAAUCGCCAAACUCAACGCACAAUAAAAGAUCAGAAAACAGAGGGAGUUCCCCUGGCGGAAGCAGACGAUCCCCCAGCGCACAUUGGAUACAAUAACAACACACACAAUUGGAUAUCUUUGACCUUAGCCAUCCGGAUUGCUCAUCGUUCGGAGUCUUCCCCCAGCGACAGAGACAGAGAAAACAGACAAAGAGAUAGAGAUAGAGAUAGUGAGUGGAUCGGUCGAAAAAGAGUUGGAGAAUGAGCUAACCGACGGACUGGACGGUGAUUUUUACGAGUGAUUAGCAGCGGAAAGAAACGAAACCGGCGGUAAUUCACACCAAAAUGGGCGUUCGUGUGAUAGAAACCGAUUCGGCGAGCGAUUCGUACGACGAUGACGAGUGCUCCACUUGCCAGAAAGAGCACGAGCAGGGUAAAUCCCCCAAUAAAAGCAAGAGGAGUCCCACGACGCCGGAAACAACCAUCUACGCCAGCAAGGAUCUGGUGGGCAACUGCAAGGAGUACCGCAUCGAGAACAACUCCCGCGAUCUCAGGAUCAUCGGCAAUGGCAACCGCAUACGGAUCGUGAACAACUCCGGGCGCCUGCAAGUAAUCGGCAAUAGCACCAGACUCAAGAUCCAGAACAAUAGCGGAGACCUCAAGUACACGGGUAACGACGGAAGGAUCUACCUGGGCAGCGGCUCCACGCAGCAGGUGGUCGACUACACGGGCUGCAAUGGACUGCUCAAGGUGGUCAAGUCCCUGGAUCUCAGCGGCGAUGCCAGGAAGAGGCCCAGCUCUCGACCGAAAAACCCCAAGCCAACGCCAACGCCAACGGAUGCUGGCCAAAGCAAGUCCGGCGGCAUUGAGAUCGACAGCAAUCUCACGAUCCGGCACGGAGCCGGGAACAUUGUGAUCAAGAAUGCCAUCAACGUGAGCAUCUGAGAGUCUUGCGCUCUCUAAGUCACCUUAGGCCAAAGAUUAAGGAUUAAUGUAACGAAACUCUUGCCGCCGAACGCAAAGGUUCCUAUUGACUGCAAAAUAGUCACUUAGUCUUAAUGUGUCUUUCGACUGCUACCAAUAUUAACAUCAACCCGCACAUUCAGCAAUGUCAAGUAUUAAACGCCACGUCGCUAGUCUAAAAAUCCAUUACUAUUCACAAAACACCCACUGAUUAGGGAAAUAUAUGUAUGUAUGUAUAUGUUAAGUCGUAACGCAGCAGCGCAGUGUGAACAAAGCCUAAACUUCAUUCCGAGAAUGAAUAAUCUGAUUAAAAAAUAAAACUAUAUGUCUAAAUAUA
Drosophila simulans is the source of this 1557-nucleotide messenger RNA. RefSeq lists its product as uncharacterized. The record is from RefSeq and is a predicted model, not a curated record. Lineage: Eukaryota; Metazoa; Arthropoda; Insecta; Diptera; Drosophilidae. The transcript has a single exon. The coding region runs from base 603 to 1202 and encodes 199 amino acids.